CUGAUUCGCCGAGUGCAGUCGAGCCCACAAACAGUAAACAAUCGGUCGUCAAAGUCCUGCUUUCAGUCGUCGAAAAAGAUCGAUCGAAAAAUGGAUUCCAACUGCAUCACAUUGACGAGAUUCGUCUUGGCCGAGCAGAAAAAGGCGCCUGGUGCGACCGGGGAGCUGACGCAGCUGCUGAAUUCUGUACAGACCGCUGUUAAGGUCAUAAGUUAUGCUGUUCGUAAGGCUGGCAUAACCAAACUAUUUGGAACUGCUGGAGAGACUAAUGUACAGGGUGAGGAAGUCAAGAAGCUGGACGUUUUGGCGAAUGAAUUAUUCAUAAAUAUGCUGAAAUCUUCGUACACUGUAGCACUAUUGAUAUCAGAAGAAAAUGAGACAGUGAUUGAAAUAGAAACCGAGAGGAGAGGAAAAUACAUUGUGGCUUUCGACCCAUUAGACGGAUCUUCCAACAUCGACUGUUUGGUUUCUAUUGGUUCGAUAUUCGCCAUCUGGAAGAAAACCGACAACACCGCACCAACCCUUGCCGAUGGCUUACAGCCAGGGAACCAGGUUGUGGCAGCAGGUUACGCGCUCUAUGGCAGCGCCACCAUGAUGGUCCUCUCGCUGGGAUCCGGAGUAAACGGAUUCAUGUUAGAUCCGUCCAUAGGGGAAUUUAUCCUCACCGACAAGGACAUGAAAAUCCCCCAGAAAGGCAACAUCUACUCGAUCAACGAAGGUUACACCCACCUCUGGGACGACGCCAUCAAAGAGUACGUUCAGAACAAAAAGGAUCCGUCCAAGGGAAAGCCUUACAAUGCUAGGUAUGUCGGUUCUAUGGUGGCCGAUGUUCACAGGACCAUCAAAUAUGGAGGUGUAUUCAUCUAUCCUGCCACCAAGGCUUCGCCCAAUGGAAAAUUACGUCUUCUUUACGAAUGCAUACCGAUGGCCUUCAUCAUGACACAAGCAGGAGGGGCAGCUUCAAACGGGCAAAUACCCAUCCUGGACAUUCAGCCCAAGACAAUCCACGAAAGAUCUCCAAUAUUCCUAGGGUCUCCAGACGACGUCGAUGAAAUUCUCCAAACCAUCCAGAAACACAAAAAGUAAACCAACAGAGAGAGAAAAACAGAUAUUAACUUUUUAUAAAAAAUAUAUAUUGUAAAUUAAAAUCAAUAAGCUUCAACAAGUGUGAAUAAUCUUAUAACUCCUUAUAUACAUCGGUAGUAAAUUAAAAAAUUUAUCGAUAAAA
This is a messenger RNA of Coccinella septempunctata (seven-spotted ladybird), 1228 nucleotides long. Its product is annotated as fructose-1,6-bisphosphatase 1. Gene Ontology annotation, molecular function: fructose 1,6-bisphosphate 1-phosphatase activity. Gene Ontology annotation, biological process: sucrose biosynthetic process; gluconeogenesis; fructose metabolic process. Bases 91 to 1086 code for a protein of 331 amino acids. Gene Ontology annotation, cellular component: cytosol; cytoplasm. The record is from RefSeq and is a predicted model, not a curated record. The transcript has 5 exons. NCBI's taxonomy places the organism in Eukaryota, Metazoa, Arthropoda, Insecta, Coleoptera, Coccinellidae.